AUGCGAGCCUUGGUUAACAGUGCAUCCGUCGGUGCUGUCACCAGAGAAAGAACCGUCGAUGUAAGAACAAUCGCCAUUGAUAGUAGAGCCAUCAGCAGCCUCGAUCUUGACAUUGUAGUUAGGAGCAUCCUUGUUGUUAGGGUUUGGAAUCAAAGAAAGGUAAGUGUUUCCGUUAGUGUAACCGGAACCGAGAACCAAUGGAGCCCAGUUACCGACACCGGAACCUUCAUCACCCCAGAUGCAACCAUCCUCAAUAGAAACACCGGCGUUGUUGACAUAGUAUUGAGCGGAAGUCUUUCCAUUUUUCCAGUGGUAGUAGCUGUCCUCUUCGACAACACUGAGAGGCUUCUCAGAACCACCUUCAAGCAAAGUUGGCACAACCAUGUUUUCGGAACCUGGGUAGUCAGUUCUGCAGAGAGCAAUAGAGUCGGAAAUCUCAGACUUGACACUUCCGGUCUCCUUACCCCAAGAACACAGGUAGUCGGAAUCAGAGUUGGUCUUGUACAAUAUCCGUCUUCACAAGUGGAGGAGGUGUCACCAUCCUCGUUCAUGACGGAAGCCCAUCCGCCAAAUCCAAGCCAGUCAAGGGAAACAACACCGUUUCCAGAUGGGAAAUCGGAACACUUGAUAGUACCAUCUUGGAAUUCCUCAGAAGGGUUUGAGAAGUCAGAAAGAUCACCGUCAAUGGAAGAGGAACCAGUUGAAGAAGAUUUAGAAGAGGAUUGGGUAGAGCUGGUGCUUGUUUCAGACUCAGAGGAAGAAGUAGAAGAUUCAGAGGUAGUGGUUGGCUCAGAAUCGUCGGAGCUGCUGGUAGAGUCGGCACUCUGGAUGGCAGCAGCGGCAGUCUGA
Molecule: messenger RNA, 849 nt
Organism: Ogataea philodendri
Lineage: Eukaryota; Fungi; Ascomycota; Pichiomycetes; Pichiales; Pichiaceae
Exons: 3
Coding region: 1-849 (282 amino acids)
Source: RefSeq, a predicted model, not a curated record